Molecule: messenger RNA, 1946 nt
Organism: Columba livia (rock pigeon)
Lineage: Eukaryota; Metazoa; Chordata; Aves; Columbiformes; Columbidae
Gene: ORMDL1
Product: ORMDL sphingolipid biosynthesis regulator 1
Exons: 4
Coding region: 198-659 (153 amino acids)
Biological process (GO): intracellular sphingolipid homeostasis; sphingolipid biosynthetic process; ceramide metabolic process
Cellular component (GO): endoplasmic reticulum membrane
Source: RefSeq, a predicted model, not a curated record
CCACGAGCCGGUCAGCGGGCUCCACCUGCGGCCGGCGGCUCCAGCUCAGCUCUUGUUCCUCAGCGACCGCGGCCGCAGCAGGACCGGCGACGCUCGGGCCGGCGGGUCUGCGGAAAGGUGGCUGCGGCGCGGCGCUGGGAGGCCGACGGAGGGAAGUCCGGGUUGAGCCGCCGUUGUCGCCUGCGCGCCGGGUAAAAAUGAAUGUAGGGGUUGCACACAGCGAGGUAAAUCCAAACACGCGGGUGAUGAACAGUCGGGGAAUGUGGCUGACCUACGCGCUCGGAGUCAGCAUGCUGCAUGUUGUCUUGCUCAGCAUUCCUUUCUUCAGUGUCCCUGUUGCUUGGACUUUAACAAAUGUGAUUCACAACCUGGGAAUGUAUGUGUUUUUGCAUGCGGUAAAGGGAACUCCUUUUGAAACACCUGAUCAGGGGAAAGCUAGGCUGCUAACACACUGGGAACAACUGGAUUAUGGAGUACAAUUUACAUCUUCAAGAAAAUUCUUCACAAUCUCUCCUAUAAUUCUGUACUUCCUGGCAAGUUUCUACACCAAGUAUGAUCUGACACACUUUAUCCUCAACACAACCUCUCUCCUGACCGUGCUUAUCCCCAAGAUGCCGCAGUUGCAUGGCGUUCGAAUCUUUGGCAUCAAUAAAUAUUAAGCAGAAGGUCUGACACUGACUGCACCUGAUGUGGCUACUGGUGCUCCCCAGGUGAAGGGAACAAGUAGUCUGCUGUGCCGUGUAGCUAAUUGUAUUCGGUGAGAGAUGCUUUUACAUCUGAAAUACGAUUCCUAUUUCCUGCAGCGUUGUCUGGGACAAAAGAUAAGUUUAUAAGAAGAUACCUUCAAGUACUUAAAUGUGAAUUGGAAACCUCUAGAAGGAAGAUUUCCAUGAAGAGCUGGGCAGGCCCAGCUCUAAAGCGUUCAGACUGUAUGCCUGGCUGAUGGAAAUAAGGAAGAUGUGAGUAACAGUUGAAAUGGAGAGUAAUGUUUCACAAAUACCCAGUGAACCGUAACCUGAAUGGUAACUGUACAUACAAAUCCAGGAUCCUCAACGCCAAGGACUGGUGAGGCCACGUUCUUAGAUAAAGUGUAAGUAGAUGGUUUCUGCUGAAUGGAUUGUAGGUGGUUGUGCUUGUCAUUGCAUUGUAAAAGUUUGCCUCACAGUACCUACUGUGACAGCUGGCAUAAACUGAUGGUAUGAUUCAUGCCUUAUCUGUUUUUGUGAUUUUAUUUGUCACAGAGAUUGAGGAAAGUCCUCAACUGUCAGCUCAGGGGAUUUCUACAUCAGCUUGAUAGCUCAGUUUAUGUACGCUUUUACAAAUCACUACUGUUGUGUUUAUUCCAUUUUGCUUAACAGGACUUUUCUAUGGCUAAAUGGGACAUCCUGAAAAACUGGAAUUGCUUUUAAGAUGUGGAUUUUUGAGGAUUUUCUCUGAUACUUGACUGAUGGGUUAUUUUUGGUAGUUCAGAGGCCUGUAGUGGUGGGGGAAAGGCUUGCUGCCAUUGUAAGAAAAGCAGCUUCAUGGUAGAGCAACAAUGUCAGAACACGUAAGAGAAACUCUGCAUAGGUCGUUAAGUUAGAAUAGCAGCCGAACUAGAAGUAGGUGAGUAGGUAAAUCACAUGGACUAACUGUAUGCAUUUGUGGAAAAAGGUGUAGGUAAUUUGCAUGUCUUGGAAACAUGGAUGAAUGCUGUGGUUUAGGGGUACUGUGUAAUACCAAGUAAUGUUGUAUAUAAUCAACUCUGCAGUGAAAAUGGUACAUCUAGAGCUCUGAGCACUUAUUUCUGUCUUGAAAAAAGGAUGAAUUUUGCAGUCUGCCAUACAUCUGCCAGCCAAAACAGGCUCAGCUUUAAGAGAAAUCUCUAGUUAAGGCCUGAUUUACAUUGUGGUUGCAGUGACAUUGAGCUGGAAAAAAACAAAAUAAAUUAAAAAUCAAAAAUAAAA